Saprolegnia parasitica CBS 223.65 is the source of this 1839-nucleotide messenger RNA. RefSeq lists its product as hypothetical. The coding region runs from base 1 to 1839 and encodes 612 amino acids. The transcript has a single exon. Gene Ontology annotation, molecular function: acid phosphatase activity; metal ion binding. The record is from RefSeq and is a predicted model, not a curated record. NCBI's taxonomy places the organism in Eukaryota, Oomycota, Saprolegniomycetes, Saprolegniales, Saprolegniaceae.
AUGGCGUCGCUUCGGCACCGUGUUGGCGUCGCGCUCGGCGCCCUGACCCUUCUCUUCCUGCUGGUCGUGCGCGACGUGGUCGAACGUCGCGCGCUGCUGGUCCCGCUGCGGUAUUUGCAGCACCCAUUGAAUCCCGUCGUCCUGUCGCCCGACGAGCUCGACGACGAGUCGGACACGGACGACGUCGACGGAACACCGUUCCUUCCUGGCUGGAUCGAAAACUGCGUGCCGUACGACAUUGUCUCGACCGUCGACGCCGCCGGCAACGCCUCGAUCACAUGGCGCACGCACCGGAUGUACAAGAGCAGCAACGAGAACGACGACGGCUGGGUCGAGUGCGGUGCUGGAAAAGGCCACGUCCAGUUCCGGCCCGUCGGCCAAGGUCAGUUAUACUCGUCCAUUUACAGCGAAGCGGACCGCGACGCCGACGGCAACAUCACGACGCACGUCGUGUCCUUCUCCGUGCCCGACCCCGCCGCCGCGUACGAGUUUAUCGUCGGGUCGCACCACCACGGGUACUCGAGCCGGCACCGUCUCGGGCACAACGUCGACUACUCGCUCUCGCACGGCUUUGCGUGCCGCCCAACGCGGAUCCAUGCCGCGUACGGCGCGUCACCCAGCACGUUUACCAUCCAAUGGGCAACCCCACCCGAGUGCACCAACGGCCGCCACGUCCUCGUCGUGCGUGCAGACAUCGAUGACGGAGAGGCGCCACGGACCUUUGUCGCCGACUCGAUCGUGUUUGGCGCGCGGUACGAGCACGUGGCCGCGGCGGUGCAGCUCCGAAGCAACACGCGCUACGCCUACUACGUUGGCAACGAUGCGUACAGUCGGUCGAUUCUCUACUCGUUCACGACGCCGCGCGGCGUCGACGAUGCGCCGGCGCCGCUCCGACUGCUCGUGACGGGCGACAUUGGGUACCAGAACGCCGCGACGCUGCCCAUGAUGCAGUCGGAAGUCGCGCGGGGCGACAUUGACGCCGUCAUCUCGGUCGGCGACUACGCGUACAACUUGCACAGCGCGGGAGGCGUCGUCGGGGACAUCUUUAUGACCGAGAUCGAGCCGAUCGCGGCGACCGUGCCGUUCAUGGUGGCCAUGGGCAACCACGAGGUGAAGCAGCACUUCUCGCACUACACGUACCGCUUCCAGCUCAUGCCCGCGAACGCCGGCACCGUCUCGAUCCAGGGCCAGCAACUGCGGAACAACUGGUUCUACUCGUACAACGUCGGCCUCGUGCACUUCGUCGUUGUCAACACCGAAGUGUACUUUACGAGCCACGUCGACGAACCGAACGUGGAAGCGCGCCAGCGCGCCUGGCUCGACGCCGACCUCGCGACCGCCAACGCCAACCGAACGGCGGCGCCGUGGAUCAUCGUCGUCGGCCACCGCCCGCUCUACUGCACGUCCGACACCGAGUGUGACGGGCCCGCGCGAGUCCUCCGCACGGCGCUCGAGCCGCUCUUCUACAAUCACGGCGUCGACCUCUAUCUCUGCGGCCACCAGCACAACUACGAACGCAUGUUUGACAUCUACGACGGGAUCACCGAGCGCCGGACACGGAACAUGCAGGCGACGACGCACAUCCUCACGGGCGCCGCGGGCCAGAGCCGCGUCCUUCCGGUCCGCAAGCCGUUUCUGCGGACGGCCGCGCCGUGGGACGCCUUCCGCAACAACAUCUUUGGCUACGGCCGGCUCACGAUCGCCAACGCAUCGCAUUUACACUGGGCGCAAAUCGAGUGCGACCCGGCCAACCCCGCCGCGUCGCACCUCAACGGCAAGGCCGUCGACGACGUCUGGCUCGUGCAGGAGCGCCACGGCAGCUUUGCCAAUUUAACUUAA